Molecule: messenger RNA, 792 nt
Organism: Acanthosepion pharaonis
Lineage: Eukaryota; Metazoa; Mollusca; Cephalopoda; Sepiida; Sepiidae
Source: the annotation of a GenBank genome assembly
AUGGAGACAGGUGUUCCCAGUUUGAUAUCACAGUCUUUCACACAUUCGCUCUGUCGCCAAUUUGGCUUUUCUUUGGAUCAAUCAUAUGUUCCUACCGGGGAUUCCAGUAUCCUUACUAUUAUCAAGUUUUUAUUAAUGAUUUUUUUCACUCCCGUUUUCAAGUUUUUCUUUCUUAGUUUUUUUAAAAGAUUUUUUUCUUUAUUCCAUUAUUUAUUCUAUUUGCUUGCGAUUAUUGUUCGUUUAUUUAGUCAUUUAUUUCCUUUCCUGUUUCAGUUCCUCAAUUUGAAUUUUGUCUUUCUUUUCCGACAUACUUUCCUUUCGAUAUCGUUUAUAUUCUUUGCUUUUUUUCUCUUCAAUCUUAUCUAUCUAUCUAUCUAUCUAUCUAUCUAUCUAUCUAUCUAUCUAUCUAUCUAUAUAUAUAUAUAUAUUAUUGCUAGAGCUUUUUUUUUCUAUGGCUUUUCUUUCUUUCUUUCUUUCUUUCUUACUUUCUUUCUUUCUUACAGACUUUAUUUCUUUUUGUCUUUCUUUCUUUUUCUUUCUUUCUUUAUCUUUCUUUCUUUCGUUCAUUUUCUUUCUUUCUUUCUUUCUUUCUUUAUUACAUUAUUUAUUUGGGCUUUUAUUUAUCUUUCUAUUUCUUUCUUUUUCAUUUUCUUUCUUUCUUUCUUUCUUUCUUUCUUUCUUUCUUUCUUUCUUUCUUUCUUUCUUUCUCUUACCAGGAGACAACUGAGAAAAGAUGCGAAAAAUUCUUUUAUGAACUUCCUGCCCUCACUACUUUUUUUUUUACUUUUUUAA